GCUAGAUUCCGCCGCGAGCGCGCUAUUCUGAGGGAACUAGGCCAGCGAUCGAUCGAAAGUAGUUCCCAUUCCGCGGCACAGUGGAUUCUAGCAGCAGCAACAUGACCGCGGGGCUGGAUUCUUCUCUCCCGAAUGGCGCCGAGGCCAGCAUCGACAUGCGAUUCCAUGGCGGCGCCGGAGGCAGCGAGAAACAAGUGGAGCGCACAGGGAACGUUUGCACUGCCUCCGCUCAUGUAAUUACUGCCGUGAUUGGAUCCGGAGUGUUGUCCCUUGCAUGGAGCAUCGCCCAGUUUGGAUGGGUUCCCGGCCCAGCUAUUCUAUUUAUUUUUUCCAUCGUGACCUUCUAUGCGUCUUUGCUCCUCGCGGAUUGCUACAGGAGCCCAGACCCGGCCUUUGGGAAAAGGAACACUACCUACAUUGAUGCCGUCAAGAACAUCUUGGGUGGCAGGCAAGAAUGGUUUUGCGGUCUCGCCCAGUAUGGCAAUCUCAUCGGUGCUACUAUUGGAUACACCAUAACUUCUGGGAAGAGCAUGGUGGCGAUUAGCAAAGGUCACUGUUUACGCCAUAACCGGCACCUAAGCAAUCCAUCAUCGUGCAACAUCCAUGACGGGAGGUACUUGCUCGUUUUCGGAGCUGCUCAGCUCCUCUUCUCGCAGAUACCAGACAUACACCAGAUUUGGUGGCUUUCCAUCGUCGCGUCGAUCAUGUCUUUUUCGUAUUCGUUUGUCGGGCUGGGUCUCAGCGCUGGUCAAGCAGUACAUGGAACUCAAGGUACCGCAUUUGGGAUUGGCAUUGGACCUGGACCGCACUCUGUCAGCUCAGCUGAUAAAGUCUGGGGUAUACUCCAGGCGCUUGGGAAUAUUGCUUUUGCUUACUCGUUCUCAUCCAUCCUUAUCGAGAUUCAAGAUACACUCAAGUCGCCCCCAUCCGAGAACGUAAGCAUGAAGAGAGCUACGUCAAUCGGUGUUCUCGUCACCACCAUAUUCUACAUGGCUGUCGGCUGCGUCGGCUACGCAGCUUUUGGAAACGAUGCUCCGGGAAAUCUCUUGACCGGAUUCGCGCACAGCAAGUUGUUCUGGCUUGUCGACUUUGCGAACAUCUGCAUCAUCAUCCAUCUCGUCGGCGGCUAUCAGGUAUAUGCUCAACCAGUGUUCGCGCUGGGGGAAUGGUACGCCUCCCAGAAGUGGCCAAAGUCGAGCCUCGUAAACAGGGAAUACUCCGUAACGGUGCUCACCCCGAGGAUUGGAGUUUUCAGGUUCACCAUCUUCAAGCUGUUCUGGCGGACCUUGUUCGUGCUCUUCACGACCAUUGUCUCGCUUGUGUUCCCGUUUUUCAACGCCGUCAUCGGCCUGGUUGGAGCCAUCACCUUCUGGCCGCUCACCGUCUACUUCCCGGUGGAGAUGUACUCGAAGCAGUCGGGCGUGCGGAGGUGGUCGUGCAAGGCUAUGGCGCUCCAGAGCUUGAGCUUUGUAUGCUUCCUCGUCUCGCUGUCCGCGGCCGUGGGGUCGGUACAGGGAAUCAUCAGCUCGUCCAGGCGCUACAAGCCGUUCGAGUUCUAAGAGAAGUUUCCAAGUUUCCUUUCAAGAGUUCGUUCCAAGGCGAAAGAAUGCAAAGUUUACCAUGUACACUUGGGAGGAGGAAAACUAAUUUUUUCUUCUUGCCUCCCAAGGAUCGAAAUCAAAGUGGUAUUUUUUUUUC
This is a messenger RNA of Selaginella moellendorffii, 1698 nucleotides long. Its product is annotated as amino acid permease 1. The transcript has 6 exons. NCBI's taxonomy places the organism in Eukaryota, Viridiplantae, Streptophyta, Lycopodiopsida, Selaginellales, Selaginellaceae. The record is from RefSeq and is a predicted model, not a curated record. Gene Ontology annotation, cellular component: plasma membrane. The coding region runs from base 102 to 1559 and encodes 485 amino acids.